UAUUAAUAGCUUGAUAUUCCACUGACUGUAACCCAGAAAAUGCUACGUACUUACAACUCAUAGAAUACCGUUCAAUAAGUGUUGCUUUUUAAAUGAAUUCUCUUGUUUGAACUAUUUGCAAUUUUUCUGACAAUUAUACAUAAAAAAUUAUGACUUAGGAAUUAGAAAUUAAUGUUUCUGUUUGUGAUAACUGUUAGUGAGCAAGAUAAAAUUUAAAAUUUUCAGAAAAACUAUUCUGUUCGUUGGUGGUGAGAAAAGUGACUCGUUUAUAAACUGACCUCUCAAAAUUAUCGGAUUUAUUAAAAUUUCUUUAUGAUUACCGCUAUACUAUUAUUAUCGUAAAAUAAGUGACCGACGGAACAAUUGUAUCUAGCCAACAACUAGCUAGGAAUAACUAGAACAUUGUCGUGUUCGAAAUCGUUGCAAACGCUUUUAUUGUGUUUAAUAAUUUAAUCAGUUUCAGACAGUUUUUACAAAAAACAGAAAACUAAUCCAAUAGACAGUAAGUAAAUUAUUAUUCGAUAAUCGGUAAUAGAAAAAGAAAAGAAAACUGACUUUAAACACAUAGAAUUCAGAGAAAAGACAUUUAAUUUUUGUGACCUUAAAAUAGUUUGAUGCACAGUUUCGAUUUUUGAAAGUUUCCAUUGAUUUUUUGUAUCAAUGUUCUUACUAGAAAUAACGUAAGUGACAAAUAAAGAGUUCUUUGCAUAUCAGAAGUUAUAAUUUACAUCAACAGUUGACGUCGUAUGCAUUCAUGUUCUUAAAUAAUUCCCGAGCAGUAUGGAAUUAUAUCACAUAAAUAAGGAAACAUCUGCUCCAUGCAUUCAACAACAUUUUCUGAACGAUAGAAUACAUUUAACAGGGCUCCAACGAGCGAUUUCCCAAAUGUCAAUGCUAGUUGUGAAGGCCACAAACUCAGGCGAAGCUGCUUGGCGUGAAGAAUGUCUCAAGUAUCGCCAAACAAGAUUUAGCUCUCGACGCUUGAAAAAAAGAGUCGUUUUCAAACACGGAGAUUGUAAUGUAGUGCAAGGCAAUGUAGCAAAAAGACGACGACGAUAUAUGCAGGAUAUUUUCACAACUUUAGUGGAUGCUCAAUGGCGCUGGACGCUGCUCGUGUUUUCCAUGAAUUUCCUGCUGUCUUGGCUCGGUUUUGCUAUCGUGUGGUGGUUGAUUGGAUAUGUCCACGGUGAUUUUAAUGAUGAUCAGUCUCGUGGUUCGAAUAAAACUUUCAUUCCAUGUGUUGAAGAUAUUCAUGGUUUUACGAGCUGUUUUUUAUUUUCCGUUGAGACUCAACACACUAUUGGGUAUGGCUCAAAGCAUACUACGGAAGAAUGUCCAGAAGCCAUUUUUAUAAUGUGUAUCCAGUCAAUGACUGGUGUUAUUCUCCAAGCAUUUAUGGUCGGAAUAGUGUUUGCGAAACUAUCUCGACCUAAAAAGAGGACACAAACUCUACUUUUUUCUCGAAACGCAGUCAUUUGUCAACGAGAUGGACAGCCAUGUUUAAUGUUUCGAGUUGGAGAUAUGAGAAAAAGUCACAUUAUUGAAGCUCAUAUCCGUGCUCAAUUAAUAAAUAAAAAGGUAACUAGAGAAGGAGAAUCACUUCCAUUCUUCCAAACCGAGCUCAGAGUAGGGGGUGAUGGUGAAGAGGAUAAAAUAUUUUUUAUUUGGCCUACAACAAUCGUUCAUAAAAUCAAUCGACUUUCACCUCUCUAUUAUCUUUCUGCAAGUGAUAUGCUUAGGGAAAGAUUUGAAAUUAUUGUAAUGUUAGAAGGCGUAAUAGAAUCAACUGGGAUGACUACACAAGCAAGAAGCUCUUAUCUUCCAUCGGAAAUCCUGUGGGGUCACAGAUUUGAACAAAUCAUUACAUUUAGAAAAGAAACUGGUGAAUAUGAAGUAGACUACACACUUUUUAACAAUACAUAUGAAGUUGAUACACCUCUGUGCUCUGCGGCCCAGUUAGAUGAAGUUAAAAUUAUAGAUCACGAAAAUGAAGAAUUUGAUAUUGGACCUGCUGUAAUGCCGACUCAUAGAGAUCAUUCAACCAGUUCAGUCACGAGUUCGUUGGAUUCAAGUUUAGGCUCUUCUACCAGUGGGUUACAUAUGACUAUAUCUACUCCACCAACACCGAUUCCUGUAACAAUAACUGCACCAGAUGAAUUGUCACGCCGCAGUAGUGUUAAUAAUGAAGUUCAUGGUUCAUGAAAAUGUUUCAAACAUCCUGAUUAAAAAAAUUCAUUAAGAAGAUUUGAAACUGAUUUAUCACUUUUGAAUUCAUUUUAAUUGUUAAUAUUCGAAAGAAUUGCUUAGCAUUUACUGAUUAGUAUGGAUUGCGACAGAUUCAGUGACGUGAAUUAAUCUUCACUUUUGUCAAUUAUUGAUAAAGCCGGAAAUUGCGUAGCAUUUACAUCGAAUUCAUUUUAAUUUUUUUUAAUUGAAAACGAGACCAAAAAUUCAGUUUUAAUUACUGAUUCAAAUUAAUUCAGAAGAAUUCAGAAUUUUUAAUAUAUUUGAAUUUAUUUGAAUUUUCUAGAAGACUAG
Microplitis mediator is the source of this 2538-nucleotide messenger RNA. Its product is annotated as ATP-sensitive inward rectifier potassium channel 12-like. Gene Ontology annotation, biological process: potassium ion import across plasma membrane; regulation of monoatomic ion transmembrane transport. The record is from RefSeq and is a predicted model, not a curated record. Gene Ontology annotation, molecular function: inward rectifier potassium channel activity. The transcript has 8 exons. NCBI's taxonomy places the organism in Eukaryota, Metazoa, Arthropoda, Insecta, Hymenoptera, Braconidae. The coding region runs from base 781 to 2202 and encodes 473 amino acids. Gene Ontology annotation, cellular component: plasma membrane.